AUGUCUACCUUACAAUUCUUGAUCACCUUCCUCUUGCUCUUCUUCUUCGUUCAUCAUAUCGGCGCAAGCGCCCCCAUUUGUAGCGAAUCUACGUGCUCUUUCGAUAGCCCACCAUGGAUUCGAUUCCCUUUCCGGCUACAAAACCUUCAACCCUCCCUUUGUGGGUACUCAGAAAGCUUUGAUCUCAAAUGCAACAACCAAAAUGAAGCCAUUCUCACUCUCCCAUCUUCCGGAGACUUCAUAGUCAAAACCGUAGAUUAUAUUAACCAAAACGUAUGGAUCACUGACCUCAAUAGCUGCUUCCCUAGGUUGUUCCUCGACCAUGGCUUGAGCCUAAAAGGUUCACCUUUCUCAUAUGCGAAAGAUCUUGUAAACUUCACGCUCCUCAAUUGCUCCUCCUACGCAGAAAUACCAUAUCCACCCAUCUCUUGCCUUAGCAAUAUUGAGCAGUACGUGAUCACUGCUGUGCCGUCGUCGUAUUCGACGGUGCCACCUUCGUGUUCUGUGCUUUCAACAGUUUCGGUUCCACUGGGAGAUCCAUUCGAUUGGAACAUUAUUGAUCUUUAUGGUGUAGAGUUGGCAUGGGAUAAGCCCGAUUGUCGUUUUUGUGAAGGAUUGGGAAAAGUUUGUGGGUUUGAGAAUGCUAAAAGCUUCAACCUUAUGUGCUUUGAUACUUAUACGUAUUAUUCUUCAAAUAACGGUACAUCAAGAACUUCAGAGAUUGCUGUAAUAACAUCCUUGGGAGUUCUAGGGCUACUUUUUACCACUGUGAUUUUCCUAAGGCUCAUGAGGACUUGUGAUCGGGUGCAUCAACCCAUCGUGGAAUUAUCCACCAUAACCAACCAACAACCUCCCGCAGUUAGAAAGGGCCUGGAUGAUUCUACUAUCGAGUCAUAUCCCAAGAUUCAACUUGGUCAGAGUUGGGAUUUGCCCAAGCCAAAUGACAAUACUUGUCCAAUAUGUUUAGGUAGAUACAAGUCCAAGGAAACAUUGAGAACGAUUCCAGAAUGCAACCAUUAUUUCCAUGCUAAUUGUAUAGACGAGUGGCUUAGAAGAAGUGCGACGUGCCCGCUUUGUCGAAACCCUUUCGGGGGUAACAAAGUGAUUAUUGAGGCAUAA
Prunus avium (sweet cherry) is the source of this 1119-nucleotide messenger RNA. Its product is annotated as putative RING-H2 finger protein ATL21B. Lineage: Eukaryota; Viridiplantae; Streptophyta; Magnoliopsida; Rosales; Rosaceae. Gene Ontology annotation, molecular function: polysaccharide binding. The record is from RefSeq and is a predicted model, not a curated record.